AAAAAUACCCCUGUGCCCCUGAGCUGAUGAUGGGUGUGUCCUGCAGGAUGCUGAGUCUAUAAGCUCUUAGUUGGCUGUCUCCAGAUUUAGUAGGACUGCGCUCGUUUCAAGGGAAUAAAAAAGCAGCAGGUGGGUCAAAUAGACAGACAUUUGAUAUGGAUACGAGAGGUGACGUCGUAGAGGAUGAAAAGCAGGAGGCAGAUGUGGAUGAAGAAGAUAAACAGAAGGAAGCAGAUGAGUCACAGAAGGAGGACUCGUCAGCGGGGACGCAACAGAAGCUCUCAGCCUGUGCUCCACGUUAUUACUACACACUAUGUAAAGAGGUGUACAGCUUCGUGGGGCAGGAGAUCACUAUCAACGAGGCUCUCGACUCCUAUGCAGGCAUGAUAUGGCCUGCUGCUUCAGCUCUCUGUCACUACCUUGAAACUCAUCAAGACCAGUGGAGUCUCGCAGACAGAGCAGUGCUGGAGAUUGGAGCAGGGACUGGCCUUGUGUCUGUCGUAGCAGCGCUUCUCGGUGCCUGGGUCACAGCCACAGACCUCCCGGAGGUUCUGAGCAACCUGCGACACAACCUGUCCAGGAACACCAGGGGCCGAUGCAGAUACACUCCCCAGGUGGCAGCUCUGUCCUGGGGAUACGACCUUGAGAAACCCUUCCCUUCUUCUGUCUACAAAUACAACUACGUGCUGGCAGCCGACGUGGUCUAUCAUCACGACUUUCUGGAGGAACUCCUGGCCACCAUGAAGCAUUUCUGCAAACCAGGAACGACCUUGAUCUGGGCCAACAAGGUCAGGUUUGAGACUGAUCUGACUUUCACAGAGAACUUUAAGAAGGCCUUUCACACGAGUUUACUCUCUGAAGAUGGAGAGAUGAAGAUCUUUAUGGCAACGAGUAGGGAAGAGACAUGAAUAGAGUAGGCAAAUAUGUUACAGGCUUUAAACUCCUGCCAGAGACUGCUUUCAUUUCUGCCUAGAAGUUAAAGGGCUUGGUCAAACAUAAUCAUGCAACAAUGAGCCUACACCAAUAUCAGAUCAGCGGCUAAAAGAAGAGUGCAACUGUGUUUUAUGAACACAUUACCUGCAUGUUUCAUUUUAUUACUUACACAUUACCUGCAUGUUUCAUUUUAUUUACGUACACAGGUUUUCUUAUCCUAUAACCAAAAGUCCAGAUAUCUGGGAUUCACAUUUUACACAAGCCUUUAAAUUACAGUUAAUUAUAUACAAAAGUCACAAUUACCUAGAAACUAAAUUACUUGUCUCCACUCACUUACUUUCUCGGUCAUUUCCUUGUUGGUUUGAAGGACUGCCAGGUUUUAUGCGUUUUAUACGUACAUCAUUUUAUGUGUGUGUAUAUCCAAAUCUUUAUAAUAUUGUAGUUUGGUCUCCCUACAACUGAAUGUAGUCGCUGUUACAAGCCCAUACAUCCCGUUUUGAGUCUUUUUUUUGUUUGUCUUUAGUUAGUUCCGUUUGUUUGUUUUUCCUUAAAAAAAUAUAAAUGUACGCAGGUUUUGUUUCUUUCAACAUUACACAACUAUAGGGCAACAGCUAUGUUUUGACAUGCUGAUGUUUUUCUUUCUCCCUGACAAUAAUUGUAAACCAAUUGUACACCAGCUGUGUAUGUAAGAUGUGAGGAUAAUAAAGAAAAAAAAAAAAAAUAAAUAAAAAAAAUUAGUUAAUCUGAAAAAAAGAAAUAACAAAAAUCCAUCUUGCAUGAUGGCACUGCUUUGGAUAAAAAUAAAUAUUUUUAAAAACAAACUUUCUUUUACCCUUAAUUUAAAAUGUUUGUCAAAUAAAACCAAUAUCAAGAAUUGUACAGUCAAGCAUUCAUCAGUGAUAAAUAUGUAAUGAAUUCUUUACUUUCAGAAUAAGCAGCUACCCGCCUAAAUUUCUGCUGGAACAUUUGGAUCUUUCAGGCUCUUAAAUGUGAGUGUCGGAAUAAAUUAUUUGUUGUAUCAUCAUCAACAAAACACGGUUUAUGGAUAAAAGGACUAUAUUUUAAUGGUGGAAGAAGAAUAUGAGCACGUCUUCGAGUCUGUUCAGUUAUGUGAUGUUUUCAGUAUGUAAAUUGCAUUUUAAACAUUUGCCACAAAUAAAGUUUU
Messenger RNA from Cololabis saira (Pacific saury), 2098 nucleotides. RefSeq names its product protein-lysine methyltransferase METTL21C-like. Lineage: Eukaryota; Metazoa; Chordata; Actinopteri; Beloniformes; Belonidae. The coding region runs from base 156 to 908 and encodes 250 amino acids. The record is from RefSeq and is a predicted model, not a curated record. Gene Ontology annotation, cellular component: cytosol; cytoplasm. Gene Ontology annotation, molecular function: protein-lysine N-methyltransferase activity. The transcript is spliced from 5 exons. Gene Ontology annotation, biological process: peptidyl-lysine methylation.